AUGGCGGAUCGCUACUCGUUCUCGCUCACCACCUUCUCCCCCAGCGGAAAGCUGGUACAGAUUGAAUAUGCCCUCAACGCCGUCAACCAAGGUGUCACCGCCCUAGGCAUCAAAGGUCCGCACACAUAUACCCUCAUCAACCACUCAAAUAGUAACCUCGUCUCCCAGNCCACCAACGGUAUCGUUCUCGCAACCGAAAAGAAGUCAUCCUCGCCCCUCAUCGAUGCCGCCUCUGGAAGCAAAAUCUCCCUCAUCACCCCAAACAUUGGUACUGUCUACGCCGGCAUGGGUCCCGACUACCGCAUUCUCGUCGACAAGGCUCGCAAGGUCUCGCACACAAACUACAAGCGCGUCUACAACGAAUACCCUCCCACUCGCAUUCUGGUCCAGGAUGUCGCCCGUGUCAUGCAAGAGGCUACCCAGUCAGGUGGCGUGCGGCCGUAUGGUGUCAGUUUGUUGGUCGCCGGAUGGGAUGACGGUAUCGAGCCUGAGACCGAGGCUGCCGACGCUGGUGAUGAUGCGGAAAAGAAGGCUAUCAAGGGCAAGACUGGUGGUAUCCUCAAAGGCGGUCCUUCGCUGUACCAGGUCGAUCCUAGCGGUUCCUACUUCCCCUGGAAGGCUACUGCCAUCGGAAAGAGCGCCACUUCGGCAAAGACUUUCUUGGAGAAGCGCUACACAGACGGUCUCGAGCUUGAAGAUGCCAUCCACAUUGCUCUCCUCACACUCAAGGAGACUAUCGAGGGCGAGAUGAACGGUGACACCAUCGAGAUUGGUAUUGUUGGUGCACCUGCCGAUCACCUUCUAGGUGUUGAGGGUGUCGAGGGUGCUCAAGGUCCUCGUUUCAGAAAGCUCAGUUCUCAAGAGAUUGAGGAUUACCUGACGAGUUUGUAG
Molecule: messenger RNA, 891 nt
Organism: Aureobasidium uvarum
Lineage: Eukaryota; Fungi; Ascomycota; Dothideomycetes; Dothideales; Saccotheciaceae
Source: the annotation of a GenBank genome assembly